Molecule: messenger RNA, 1051 nt
Organism: Colletotrichum navitas
Lineage: Eukaryota; Fungi; Ascomycota; Sordariomycetes; Glomerellales; Glomerellaceae
Product: PIG-P-domain-containing protein
Exons: 1
Coding region: 98-838 (246 amino acids)
Biological process (GO): GPI anchor biosynthetic process
Cellular component (GO): endoplasmic reticulum
Source: RefSeq, a predicted model, not a curated record
CAGCCUGGGAUAUCGCAAUUCUGCCACCCGCAACACCACGUCCAAACUGCCCCAACAUCGACAGCAGAGCUCCGACAGCUCGGGCGUCCAGCCCAAAAUGUCACUAUCAUCAGACGAGGAAGACCUAGUUCUCUCCGACGACGAAUCCAUUGCGUCUGGGUCUGGUAGCGACGGCGAGGAGCUGCCCCCGCGACCCUUGCAUCAUAACUACUUCGCACCCCCCUUCUAUGGCCGCCCGCCAACCCCUCUACCGCCGUCGCCGUCACUGACGUCGCUCCUCCGACCUUCGCGACCUACGACCCCUGAUGCCUCAGAUGACGACUUCGAGCCCCUCCCCCGCGCAUCGCCGCAGGUACCAACCUACGAAUACUAUGGCUUCGUGCUGUACCUUUUCUCGACCUUGACCUUCCUCGUCUACUUGCUGUGGUCAUACCUCCCUUCUCCCUUCCUGCACGCAUUGGGCAUCGAAUACUACCCGAACCGGUGGUGGUCGCUCGCGAUCCCAGCCUUCCUGACGAUGCUAGGCGUGUACAUCUAUAUCGCGCUCGCGGCGUACAAUACAGAGAUCUUGACGCUGCCACUGAGCUCCAUCGAGACAGUCGUCGAUGACGCUUCUAAAGUGGGGGUGAUUGAUAGCAAAGGGCGGCUCAGGGACGGACCAAAGAGGAGGUCGAGGGACAAGAGGGAUAACCGGCUUCCCGGGGGAGGGUACAAUUGGAAGAAUAUAUGGAAUGAGGGGACGGACGCAGUGAUGGACAUUCCACUGGCUGGUGCUUGCGAAGUGCUCUACGGAGAAGGGCGGGAUUUCGAGUCGGAAAUUGACUAUAUUGUAACAUGACAUUUGGGCUUUGGCAAAUUACCCAGAGUUGACGAAUUUUGGAAUUAUAUGAGAUACCCCCUUAUGCAGCUUCGCAUAAGUAUACUGCGCCCUUCAAAUGUAUGUUAAAUGGGGGGGGGAAUCAAUGUGAUAGAAAAGCUUCCUCCGUAAAACCCUAAAGCAUAAGUAAGGUCGUCUCGAGGGUUUCAUAAACAUCGGUUCAAAAUGUUGGAG